Molecule: messenger RNA, 703 nt
Organism: Cucumis sativus (cucumber)
Lineage: Eukaryota; Viridiplantae; Streptophyta; Magnoliopsida; Cucurbitales; Cucurbitaceae
Product: ubiquitin-like-specific protease ESD4
Exons: 2
Coding region: 197-697 (166 amino acids)
Biological process (GO): proteolysis
Molecular function (GO): cysteine-type peptidase activity
Source: RefSeq, a predicted model, not a curated record
CACUUCCAUCCAUUUCUUCUUCACGACUCUCCGCUAUAUUUUCCGAUUUCAACUUGUUCACGGAACGUCUCCAUUUCUUCUGCACGGGUCUCUGUUUUACUUUCGACUUCAUCUCCGGCGGACGCUUCUCCACUUCCAUCCAUUUCGAUUUCAGGUUUCAGUAUGGCUUCGACAUCAACUAACGGUCUCAUGUAUAAUGCAGCUUAGUAAGCAGUUUAUCACAUUUAGUAAGCAGGUUGACUAUGUUGUCGGAUCAAAACAAGACUGUCAAGAUCCUUGGGUGAAUGUUGAUUACAUUUACUCUCCAUUCAAUAUCCAUGGCAAUCAUUGGAUUCUAUUAUGCUUGGACUUGGUACGUUGUCAAGUUAAGGUAUGGGAUUCGCUUCCGUCGCUGACGAGUGCCGAAGAUAUGAGAAGCAUAUUAGAGCCAAUUCAAGAGAUGGUGCCAAAUUUGCUCGAUGCUACUGGAUUCUUUGUUAGGAGAGGCGGAUCAUCAACACACAAGGAACCUUGGCCACUUGUCAUUGUCGACUCCAUUCCACUUCAACGCAACAAUAGUGAUUGUGGUGUAUUUACAAUUAAGUAUUUCGAAUAUGAAGCUUCUGGUUUAGAUGUAGCUACAUUAUGUCAAGAAAACAUGUCAUAUUUUAGAAAACAAUUGGCAUUUCAAUUAUGGACCAACAAUCCCAUGUAUUGACUUUUA